This is a messenger RNA of Phodopus roborovskii (desert hamster), 2454 nucleotides long. RefSeq names its product eukaryotic translation initiation factor 4E binding protein 2 (gene Eif4ebp2). Gene Ontology annotation, cellular component: cytoplasm. The transcript has 3 exons. Gene Ontology annotation, molecular function: eukaryotic initiation factor 4E binding. Bases 101 to 463 code for a protein of 120 amino acids. Gene Ontology annotation, biological process: negative regulation of translational initiation. NCBI's taxonomy places the organism in Eukaryota, Metazoa, Chordata, Mammalia, Rodentia, Cricetidae. The record is from RefSeq and is a predicted model, not a curated record.
GAGUUGAGAGCCCAGUGCGCUCUUCCGCCUGCUCGAGGAACCAGAGCCUCCCGAGCCCCGCCGCCGCCGCCGCACAAAGCCGCGAGCCCGCGCCUGAGCCAUGUCCGCGUCGGCAGGAGGCGGCCACCAGCCCAGCCAGAGCCGCGCCAUCCCCACGCGCACCGUGGCCAUCAGCGACGCCGCGCAGCUACCUCAGGACUACUGCACCACGCCCGGGGGGACGCUGUUCUCCACCACGCCGGGAGGAACACGAAUCAUUUAUGAUCGAAAGUUUCUGUUGGAUCGUCGAAAUUCUCCCAUGGCACAGACCCCGCCUUGCCAUCUGCCCAAUAUCCCUGGAGUCACUAGCCCUGGCACCUUCAUUGAAGACUCCAAAGUAGAUGUGAACAACUUGAACAACCUGAACAAUCACGACAGGAAGCAUACAGUUGGAGAUGAGGCUCAGUUUGAAAUGGACAUCUGAGUGCUGCAGAAUCGAAGGAGACUGCAGCACGCAGCUGGUGCAACCUGACUGGGCCAGUAGGAAUGAAGUGAACCAAGAAGCAAAUGGCAGUUUUCCUCCCCUCCCUCUGGGUGCCAAAUGAUGGAAGAUGUGCUCCAUUGACCACAUCUUCGCCUGUGUCCUGCCCUUGGAUUCCUCUGUGGAAUUGGUCCACAGAGGAAAGCAGUCCUUAUAGCUUCCAUGGUCAUUUCCCAAAAAUCUUCCUGCCCCCUUCAGAUUUACCCCAAGUCCAGGGGCUCUCUAAGAAGCACCUCUGCUUGGGGUGGCUGGGGAGGGAAGGAGGUUUGGUUCCCUCUGCUGUGCCUGUGCUCUCUGCCUUCCCUCUCUGCAUCCCAUCGAUGAUUCAGUGCUGGGUGUGGGAUCUUUAAACCACUUGGGGGAAUGAUAAACAGUGAGCUGCUUGCCCUACUCCUGGAGAUGUUUGUUCUCAGUACUGGAGCACAGUUCUUGUACCUCCUGCAGCUCCAACUGCAUUCCUGGAACUCAUGACAUCAGCCUCCCUUUUCUCUGGGAAGAAGGCUUCUGUUUUGGGUGUGAUUGCUCAUCUCCCUGAUCCCUUACAUAUUUUAUUGGCACGGGUAUUUUUAAGCCCUUCUCCUGAAGAGACCCCUGGGUGAUCAGCUGUUCUUUGCCUGUCUGCUAUUCUUUCUACCUGCAUCAUGCAGGCAAGAGUCCUCUUUGCUCUGAGAUACCUGUGACUUUUGUCUGGCUUCCACUAGUGGGUCUGCUUGAGGAUGCCCAGCUGACCUCUGAAGAGGAGGACUGAGCCGCACAGGUAGCCAGCUUCAGUAGUCAUGGUUUAAACCUGGCAGACCUUAGCAGGUUUGUUGUCCCGCAGUUGUAUAUUUUGAGUUUAAAGUUGACCACACACACACACCCUGCUUUGGAUCUGCUCUGUCUUGGCUGUCGAGAGAAGCAAGGGCUGAAAAAAAGUGUGUUCCUUCGCAUUUCCCUGCCCUGCUCAUUGUGUCUAUCCUUCCUGCUUCCCUCCUCCUCUCCUUUUCAAACCUCACUCUCUUCUUCCUUCUGGUUCUUCCACCAGGAUGUUUUCCAAAUCUACAUCAGAGGUACCUCACAUGUUGGUAUCUGAUAAUAUCUGUCUCUUAAUCAGAGGAGAGACCUUUUAUUUUUAAGAUGACUACAGACCUAUUUUUAGAUAAGUUUUCAGAACAAUUUUGAACUGCAACUUUUUUUAACAAAACAUCUUCCAGUAUUAGGAAGAUUAUUUUAAAAAACAAAAAAAAGAAAGGAAGAAAGAAAAGGAAAAAAAAAAAAGCAAAGAAAGGUUCCUGGGCAAGUCUCCUGUCUUCACUGUCCUUUGUCUCUCAUAGUUCCUUCUGAGCGCCUUCCUGUGCUCUCAAGUUUGGGGGUCUAUUUGGAGUGAAGAAAGGGUGGUUUGUGAAAUUGGACCAGUCUGCCCUGUUAUGAGUUGUUGACAAAGACUUCAUUCCUUUCCUUUACCAGUUUGCUCUCUUGCUUCUCCCCACCCCACUCUCCUGGUACUGUAGACUGACAUGGUGAUCCCAGGAGAGAGAGAGAGACAGGCUUAUGCAUCAUCCUCCUAAAGAAAGACAGUUUAGCAGCCACUGGUGUCCUGGGAGUUUCUGGUUGUAUUGGAUGCCUAUCUAAGCCUUCUUAGUAAGAUUUCAGAUCCCCAUUGGCUGAGAAAGAAAGCUGUAUGCUCUUCCUUUGAACCAUGGAAAGACCCUAUUUUGUGAAGAUUUUAGGAAAAAGAAAGGAAGGACAUCUGCAGAACUUGGUUCUGUUUUCUGCUACACAAUGUGAAUAGCUCGGAUUGCAACCCUCUGUGAAGGUCGCUCUCUCAGGAAUAAGCUGGGUCUCCAUUGUUUGGGGAUUCUUGGAGUCUCCAAGUUGAUAAUCAGAAGAGUUUUAUUUCUUUGUUUAAUGUAUCUGUUAUGUUUUUAAUUAAACUCCAAAUUUCAUUUUCUGGA